AUGGCUAUCUUCUACGACCUCACCUCCCGCGGCCUCGAAAUCUCGACCAGUCACUGCCUUGCGGACGAUGACAUCGUUCAGACUGCGACCUGUGUCAUACAGUCCUUGCUUCUCAUAAUACUAAUUCACAUCCUCCUUACUUUGGCAGUACUGUUGAUAGACACAAUCAUCCAACGACUCGGCCCAUUGUUCCUAUCACUGGUUCUCGAUACGUGCGUGGGACUAGAAGCACGCUGCGACGAUCUGAACUUGACAUGGAUUGCAUGGCUGCUCAACAUAUUCUCCAAGAUAUUCACUACUGCAGAUGACAGAAAGCAACAAAAGGAGCUAAUCAAGGAAAAGAAGUCUGUUUUAUCCAAAUAUGACGCUCACGAACGGCGAUACGACUACCUGGUCCAAACACUCCACCACCUGGAAACGCAAGCAGCACUUGAAAUCCUGACUGUAGCCCAAAUCCAAGCCACCUGCAACCUGGCAUUCGAGUUGUCGGCUUUCCGGUAUGCGGUUACGGAUACAGUGAGUGAGUUCCGACGACUUGGCUUUCAUCGUCGGAAUGGAGCGUGGAUACGUGCUGAUCGACGGGCCGAUGACCCUAUUCGGCGGACUGCCGGUCUAUGUAUGAGACUGGGUGGUUGCUGUGCUUAUGAUUGUGGCUGUUGUCAUAAUGUACGAGAUGUCGUCUCCCUCGGUGGGACGAUGUUGUGGCAUUGUACCGAUCAAUGUCGAUGUUGUGACAGACGACAACAGAAGAUGGUCUGGUCAAACAUAGAAAGAGAAAAAAGCGCUAGAUUUGAUUCCGUCAGUCGAUGGGAAUGA
Molecule: messenger RNA, 816 nt
Organism: Penicillium nucicola
Lineage: Eukaryota; Fungi; Ascomycota; Eurotiomycetes; Eurotiales; Aspergillaceae
Exons: 1
Coding region: 1-816 (271 amino acids)
Source: RefSeq, a predicted model, not a curated record